UUAAAUCAUCAGCACCAGAUGACACAACAAGCGUUAAGUGGGAAACCGUAUCACGUAAAAAGAUAACCAAAAAGAAAGUAGUGUCUGUAGUAAUAGGGAAUAAAGAAGAUGUUACAAAAUCUUCUAUUAAGGCUGCCCCCAAAAAAGGAUUUAUUUUUGUAUCACGCCUGGCGCCAAAUACAAAACCGACUGAAGUUUGCGAACUACUGAAAGGUGAAUUCCCGGAAGUCCAAUGUGAACAAGUGGAAACCAAAUAUCCUAUGUUCUACUCUGCUUUCAAAGUAACAAUUGACCUACACCGUUUCCAAGAUGCAAUGAAUCCACAAAUAUGGCCCAAUGGCAGCUAUGUUACGCGAUAUUUUCACCGAAGAAGCCGACAGAAAAAAUCCACUUAGCUGCCCAUAACGCCUAUGAGGACAACCCAGGUAAAAGGCUGAUGAGCGAAACAGACAACAGCCAUACAAGUAGGAAAACCGCACUAGGAGUCAACUGGCUAAACCUUUUUUAUCUAAAUAUACAGUCACUGCGGCGUAAAGUUAAUGACUUAGAACUACAUUUAUCAGACAACCCACCUCAUAUUGUUUGUUUCAGUGAACACUGGUUAACGGCAGCCGAGGUGGAGAUCUUAACACUACUUGACUAUAAGGUGGCCAGCAGCUUUUGUAGCAAAAAAGGGUAUGGUGGUGCUGCAAUAUUAAUAAGACCAAAUGUAAGGUAUUCGGAAUUAAAUUUAGCAUCCAUAUCUAAGCAAACGGUUGCUGAGGUUGCCGGCAUCUUUCUAACGGAGUACAGGGCAUAACGUUGGAUACAACUCUCUGCUGGGAAGCUCAUGUUGAUGUCUUAAGCAAGAAACUUGCAAAAACAAUUUACCUAUUACGUAAACUCAGUAGUAUAGUGUCACUUAACAUUAAAAAAUUAGUAUAUUUCAGCCUAUUCCAGAGCCAUUUUGCGUAUGCUCUUGCGACUUGGGGACAUACAACACAUCUUCCCAGAAUUUUCAAACUUCAGAGGAAAGCAAUUCGUAUAAUAUCUAAUGCGAACUAUAGAGAAGAUGUGAGGCAAUAUUACGUAGAACAUGGAAUCUUGACAGUUCCAUCGCUCUAUGUAUACCAAUGCUUAGUAAAUGUGAAAACGCGCAUUGAAAGCUACACGAAAAAUCGCGACCACCAUUGUUAUAACACCAGACAGGGUGAUGAUAUUUGCCUUGACUUUCGGAGAAUAAAUAAAAGUAGAAACUCCAUCAAUUACUAUGGUCCUCAGUUUUACAACUGCCUACCCGAUAAUAUUGCGUCACUACCAAUGCCCCAGUUUCUAAUAAAAAUUAAAACAUUGCUGUUAAAAUCUCCACUUUAUGAUACUGAUAUAAGGUCAAUUAAAUCAGUAUUUAAUAAAUAAUGUGAAGUGGG
Zophobas morio is the source of this 1406-nucleotide messenger RNA. RefSeq lists its product as uncharacterized. The transcript is spliced from 2 exons. The record is from RefSeq and is a predicted model, not a curated record. The coding region runs from base 329 to 799 and encodes 156 amino acids. Lineage: Eukaryota; Metazoa; Arthropoda; Insecta; Coleoptera; Tenebrionidae.